GUCAUGAUGGGAAUAUUCUCGGUUGAGAUAGUCAUGGCGUCACUGGCGAAAGAGGACUACUACCUCAGCUUCUUCUUCUGGCUCGACAUCAUCUCAACCCUCUCCCUGAUCCUGGACAUCCCCGCGGUGAGCGAGUACAUCAUGGGCAGCGACGAGGAGCUGCGCGACGUCCGCGGGUCCAAGACGGCCAGGCUCGGCGCCAGGAUCGGCCGCAUCGUGCGCGUGCUGCGGCUUGUGCGCAUACUCAAGCUGUACAAGACGGUGUUCGAGCAGGCACAGGAGAAGAGGAGAAGGAAACGGCUGGCGAAGAAGCGCAAGCCGGGGGAGGACGACGAAUGGGCGGAGAUGGAGCUCACCACGCAGGAGCGUCGCGAGAGCCGCGUGGGCAUGAGGUUGUCGGAGCUGACGAUCCGCCGCGUCAUCUUCUUGGUUCUGUUCAUGAUGCUGGUGUUGCCCCUCCUGAAGGUGAACCUUGUGGACCAGUUCGCCACCUCCGCGCAGUACGGCGCCGACCUCGUCUACAGCACUUUCAGCAAGCUUGAGCAGGCGUCUGGCACCGAGGCUGAGCCGUCCGCGCGCGUGGCUUACGAGAAGGCGAUGCUCAAGUACGUGUAUUACCACAGCUGGUACACGAGGCGGCCGGCGGCGUGCUACUUCCUCCACGACUGCACCCUGGACGACUUCACCUCCAGCAUGUUCUGGUUCGGGAUCGCCGCCAGCGAGAGCGAGGUGCUGCAGGAUAAGAUCGCACUGGCGCAACUGAACAGCAGCUACAUCGAGUCCUGGGAUGCCGACCAGACCCAGCUGGCGCAAGCCGCGGAUAGCAGUUCUUGGAGGGAAAGCUACUUCAUGCCGCUGGAGCAGAGGCUGAAGAUGGGGUCGCUGAGCACGGACUGCCCCUACGAGGACGUGUACAAAAGGCUGGGUGUAUCCUUCCUGGACGAGGGUGUCGCGGACUUUCCUUCCUGGACAACGAGGGCAUACCCUUCUUGGACGGGAAAGCAGACAGUAGACUACCGCGUGAAGUGUCCGGAGAACCUGCGGCAGAUUGAGAGGAAGAAGGUCUCCCCGCAGCUCCAGGUCACGAGGGCGACGCACGAGACGUGGCACUUCGCCUUCUACUUCGACCUGAGGCCCUUCGUCUUCGAGGAGGCGCUGUUCUCGCUGGUGAUCACCGCCUUCGUGCUCCUCAGCCUGCUUCUCACCUCCUUCCAGUUCGCAGCCGACGCCAAUGUGCUCGUGCUGCACCCCGUGGAGAACAUGAUGCAGAAGGUCGAGACCAUCCGCAGCAACCCGCUCCUGGCGACCAAGGUGGCAGACGAGGAGCUCAAGCGGGAGCAGAUCGCGAAGGCGAGGAAGAGCCGCGACGGAAAGGGGAUGAAGGAGACCAUCAUGCACAACAUGAACGAGAAGCUCUGCUGCAUGGGCAAGCAGGGCACCAGCGAGCUCAUGGAGACGGUCAUCCUGGAGAAGACGAUCAUCAAGCUCGGAUCGUUACUCGCGCUCGGAUAG
This is a messenger RNA of Prorocentrum cordatum, 1512 nucleotides long. NCBI's taxonomy places the organism in Eukaryota, Dinophyceae, Prorocentrales, Prorocentraceae. The record is from the annotation of a GenBank genome assembly.